CUUUGUUUCGCGGCACGCGAUUUGACCUCUCUCCGGGAAGAGAGCAAUCUAUUCGCAACGAGCCACUUCGCUUAGAUGGCGUUGCGCGACGAGCCACUUUCCUCGCGUCGAAGUCUACCCGGCGGACAGUUUCCGACAGCAGUUCUACGGCAAUGUUACCACGACGUGAAAAUAACGCAGAGGCAGCGGAGACGAAUGCGCCCCAGCCCGCCGAGGGGGAAAUUUUGAAGGACGACGUAAAGCGGGGGUUUCUUUCGAGCAAGACUGCGGAGCCAGGCAGGAGUAAUAUCCCCGACGUCGGAGUCGCAAACACCGGUGGACAGAAAAAUGCCGCAGGUACUCUCGCUGAGCCACAUUCAUCUGUAGGUAAAACUCGCACGAGUGCGAUCAGCCAUAGCGAAAGUUCCAAGCAAUCAGCAGUGACUUACAGCCAAACGGGUGAGAAGAAUAAGAGGAAAAGCACGACGGCCAAACGGGUGUCCAUAUCCACAGCCACCGCGACAACCAAGCACCAGGGCCGGCGAUCGACGAACCGCGACUCCAUAAAAGUGUUUUCAAACCACCGGAAGAGUCGGGCCUCCAUUAAAAAUGUUUUCCGUGCCAGCCUACUAGACGAUCCAGAAAUCAUUCGGAUGGGGGACAAUAAUCGCUUACAGGUUGAAAUUGGACCAGAGCAGACGAUAUUCGAACUGGGGGCUAAGAAAAGACCCCACACAGGGGCAGGAUCGCUUGCUGUGGCGGAUCCUCGAAAAUCGCCUGACUUUUCUUCUUCGUCCUCUUCUUGUGACAGUGCAGCUAUGGGUACUUUCCGUGAUACGCGGAAACGGGGACGACGGCGGAAAGCAACUACGAGGCUGUCGAAGGAACUGCUUUCCCCUCGCGCACUGCUUCUCCAGGGAUUGCAGCACCAAGCGGCCGCUUUAGAAAUGGGUGGGGGCGACGCGCUGGCAUCCGUUCAGCAGAUUGCAGCUUCUGGGGACGCAAUCGAGGGGCGAUCACGCAGUCUGGUAUUUGGUUCCACGAACAAUUUUCUUCGGAUAGAGACGGCCCUAGAAGGGCAGCUCGGUGACCACCCGCCCGCAUCUGCAGCAGCAAUUGCAGAGGAUGUGAAACAUGAAGAAAGUAGCCCCGAACUACAUCAAGGCAUUAGCAGGGCGCACAGAGUGCUCCAGACGCUGCAGCGACACCGCGCGCUUUUUUGCGCGGAGGAUCAAGUGGAGGAGUUACGAGCUAGAGUCAUGGGCACUCAUUUUGCUGGAGACGUUUCUUCUGAGGCGAUUACGGGUCCCGUGCAGCAAGAUGCACUUGGAGAUCCCGCCCACGUGGCGCGAAUCGAGGCUCUGCUCGGCAUUUCCGAAGAUGUUUUCGCGCAACGCGUCCAGGUUGCGCUGGACGCUGAGGCAGGACCGCUCUCUGCGUUGAAAACAAGUAAGCACGCUCCUGUUGCUCCGAUGACGGUUUCGUAUCUCACGUUUCUGAAAAACCGCAAGAAGCAGCAAGCUAUGAAGAAGCGAGCGAAUUCGCGAGUGUUUUCCAACGACCCUCGGUAUCGGCGGCGCAACGACACUAUUGCUUUGCAGGAUUCCGACCUGAAUGCGCUCCAGCAGCUGCAGAACGACUCCCCAGUGACUCCUGCCCACCCAGAUGCAGCACCAAGGGAUGACGGCACAGGCGAGGAGAUUUACGGGGUCGCGGCGAUCGGCGGCAGCACCGCAAAGCGAAAGAGUGCUGCGUUCUCCGCGAUCGGGGUAGGAGACCUCGUGGAUGGCAGUGCUACCGCGCUGGAGUCAUCAUUCUCGAGCGAGCGCCUCUCGGUGGCGGACGUGGGGACGCUUGUGCGUGCGUUCAUCACGCAGCCGGUGAUGAUUCAGUGCCAAAUCGAGAGUCUGGUCGCCGCGCCCCAACAAGGCGGCCUUCUAACCGGAGACAGCAGCAACCUGGAGAACCAGCCCAUUUCCGAACUCGCUGCGGUGUCGAAGCAGCUGACGGAGCAGGACGCGCUGGAGGCGCUUGCGGUUGCGGGGGGCGCGGGUGGGACGUCGACCCAGCAACCGGUAGGCUACCGAACGGACGUGAGCUGGAGCGAGUUCGUCGCGCUCGUUGGCAGUGUGCGCAACGGCGAAGUGCGGCUGGAGUAUCCGGUGGACCUUUUGUUUCAGUACCCGCGCGAGACCAAUCCCCAGGGACGACGUUUGCGGGCCCUGGAGCGUCUCCAGGCCGCGCUGGAACAGAUUUGGGAGCGUCGCGGGGAGCACUUCCGCGUGUUGGACUUGCGGCAGGCGUUGAACCCGGCGCGCGGCAACAGCACUUCAGGAGCUGCCGCGCGUGGUGGUCCUCGUGGCACAACAAUUGUGGACACGAUUCCAGAGGAGUGUGCUGACGAGGGCGCGGAAGAAGCAGAAGGAGUAGUUGUACUACCUUCGGAAGUAGAAACGGGUGGUCGCAUAACUACGACAGGAGGUCCUGCUGCGCAGCAGAAAAGUCGCGGCCGCACGUUGCGUCUCUUGCGUGGCACCACGGCGCGAAUAACGUCAAGAGCUGUGCACCAGCCGCGCGCGCCCACCACUUUGGUUGAGGCGAAAAUGUCGCAAAGGUUUCGGGCGGGGGCGCGCAGGGAAGAUUCGUCGGUCCUGGAGGAGGAGGACGACGAGGGGGGAGAACUGGUGGAACAAAAUGACCGCGGGCGCAAUACGUUGUUCAACUUAUUUAAACAAGCGGCGCGGACAGUCGCCAAUGUCACGAAGGUGGUUUUUCCGCCGAAACAGAAUGAACAACUGCUGAUUCUGAUGCACGUCUGCGAGUGCCUGUGUAAGAAUGCCGACAUGCUUUUGAAGAACCAAGACCGCAUUUCCCUGUUGAAGCAAGACGUCGAUAACUGCCGGCCGCGCUUGAAGAUUUUGCACCGUUUGAAAACCGACGCACUGGAGCAAGCACUGUACCGGAGGCAAGUGGUCCGCGCGAAGCUGGAAAAGCGGCGGAAGGAGCGCCGAGAGCUGCAGAAGCAGCUGGUCUUCGAAAGGAGAAAAACGCUGCGGAUGAUGCAAGCGAACCCGAACCGGGAACUCGCGGAAGAGGUGCAGGCUUUGAAGGAGCGCUACAAGAUCGCGCAAAAGCAGCUGGCCCACUUCGAGCGGACCAAAGCGACCCUGUCCGACAUUCGGAAGCGACGCGAGGAAGACUACGAGAUUUUGCUGUCCGACUGCAACGAGUACUCGGUGUUGUUGAAUCACCACGCGCGGGUGACCCAAAGGAAUUGCGGACUCAAGCUGCUCCUCGAGGAGAUCGUCCAGACGUUGGUGUUCCGAAGGAAGGGCGUCAUGGAAAUGAAGCCGGAGGCGGGGGUCGAAGCUGAGUGUGAAAAGUCGGAUCUUCACGGAGACCUCCUUCCGAUGGACGUGAAUGAGGAGAAAAGAAAAAUCGCGAACAACCUGGCGGGUUCUUACGAGACCAUGAGCCAGAAGCUUUCUCAGUUGCAGGAUCGCGUGAACCUGCUGGAAGCCAAUCGCGAACGAGCACUGCAGAAGCUGGAGCAAAAAGUGCGCCAAAACGAGGUGGUGCGUCCCCGCGAGAUGGAGCCAUUGCUGUUGAAGCUGAUGGAUUUUCCGCGCCGCGCGUCCAUCGUACUGCAAGACCUGGAAGCGCAGAAGCGCGGGUCUAUCAUUGGUGGAAAAAGAGGCUCUGUCGGGACGGGUAGCAGGCGAUUGUCCGCACAAAGGAUCGAAGUGGCAGGGGCACACGUUUCUACUUGAAGGUUUUUUUCCACCACGUAGAAGACCAGAAUUGUACUACCAGAAGCAGAUCAAUGUCCAAACCAAGACGUCAUGUGUUAGUGUUUCAUUGUCCAAGUGAAUGAUUGUGAAUGAGAGAUACGUAAACAGAGCAAGUACUUCAGUAGGUAUAGGGUUUUUUUCAGUGUUUCAGACAUAGGCUUGACACUGUUGUUUCUCGCCAACAUGAUACUAGUGAACUGUCAGCUUCUACUUGGCGGUAAGAUGCGAUGCACCAUAUGAAAACCGAGGCAGAUGAUUCAUCUGAAAUACGAAGACGAACACACUUGCGCUCGUACACUGAAACUACCGAGAUGAGCUGAGCAGCGUGAUGAAGAAAAUUUUGUGACCGCACCUUGGAAAAAGGUGACGAUCUUUGUUGCAAUAGUCCGUCACCUUGAAGAAAGUUUGCACGCUCCCUAUGUACGAAUACCGAACAAGAGCAAUAUCAAAAAAAUUGAUAUAUCUGGUGGCAAG
Messenger RNA from Amoebophrya sp. A120, 4244 nucleotides. Lineage: Eukaryota; Dinophyceae; Syndiniales; Amoebophryaceae. The record is from the annotation of a GenBank genome assembly.